This is a messenger RNA of Emericellopsis atlantica, 975 nucleotides long. RefSeq lists its product as uncharacterized. The record is from RefSeq and is a predicted model, not a curated record. NCBI's taxonomy places the organism in Eukaryota, Fungi, Ascomycota, Sordariomycetes, Hypocreales, Bionectriaceae. The coding region runs from base 293 to 937 and encodes 214 amino acids. The transcript is spliced from 3 exons.
GCCGUUGGACGUGACACUGCAUCGGAGCCCUCAUUCUUCAGGUCGACACAAACUCCAACGCUGCUCAGAGCGAUGAACAACAGGCAACCAGCUCGUGCCUGUGCGAGAUCUCUCCUGCCCUCGGAUCAAACCCUCAUCCGGGGGUAGACCGCCUUGAAACGAGUCGACUCAGCAUUUGGCAAGGCAUCCUGCCAGCUGCAUCCUCACGCCGAAGAGAUGACCAUCUUGAUGCAGUUUGCUGUGGAAAAUCUGCAAGGUUCGGUAUGCCCAGGCCCCAAACCAACAUGUCGGGAUGGCAGCCAUGGGCGCACUCGGGCACAUGCUCGCUGGCCGUCUCGAGACCAGGGCUGCUAAUUACAGCAUCAUGCAUCCGAGCUUUCGGUCAUCGCACAGCCGCCUCCAGCAUUUCCCAUCUAUAUCGCCAUGCGAGGCUAUCAAACGAUACAGGAGCAACAGGAGUCUCCCGACUAACACGAUAUGUGCGGAUACCUUUACACCCAAUUUGCCAAUUGCACGCCUACGAGCUCCACACCAACAGAUUCGGGCCCGAUCGCACCCCGGUGAUCGUCGGUGCCUCCCUUGCACAGAUGCUUGUCGAGGGCCACCCAAUCGCAUCUCUCCGUCUCGAGGACACGAGGACAUGUCACUGCAGGAUCAUGGAGAUUGUGCACUGUGGCACAAGGCCAGAAAAAGCAAGCAAGUGAUGGUCAGCACACACAGCCCGGGGAAUUGGGUGAUCGGGCGCCGCCUGCAAGAUGGACGUAAAUUUGCGGCGUCCGCCUCGCUCGAGAUUUUGACAGCUCUUAAGAUCUGGCACCUGUCACACAUGGGGACAAUGUCAAUGGGCGACAGGCGACCGGGGUUGCCCGCCCACAUCACAAGAGGGUCAUCAUCGGCCGCCCCUUGUCGUGCAGUGACACUCCAGCCAUGCCAGUAAAACAGGGUGAAACCACAUCAACCAACUAACUCUGCACA